GCCCAUGAUGCCCGCGGGUGUGGUUGCCCUCUUCGGGCUCGUGGUCCAAAUGUGGUUCCCAAUCUGGACCUUGCAGGAGGAGGGCGCCCCGACCCCCCUGGCUUGUGCGGCCCGCUGCAUUCAACACGACGUCUGCGGGGGGUUCUAUUGGAACUCUUCUUCGUGCCUGCUGGUGGUGGCGGCUACGGUGGCCGGCGCCGUGAAGACCUCAACACCGACGGCCUUCAGGCUCAACUCCUACAGGGACCGCUACCUCCUGCACGAGUAUCCUCAUCAAGAAGGCGUCUCACCCACAGUCGCACUGAAUACAUGCCAGAACAAUGGCAUGGAGCUGGUGCCUUACCCCGCCUCCCUGAAG
Molecule: messenger RNA, 358 nt
Organism: Hyalella azteca
Lineage: Eukaryota; Metazoa; Arthropoda; Malacostraca; Amphipoda; Hyalellidae
Exons: 3
Source: RefSeq, a predicted model, not a curated record